GCGAACGUAGAUCAACCUCUCUCCGGGUUUAACAUAUGCAUCUACCGCAACGUCGGACGAGUCUUGGCUGCACUCAUCCACGUCCUCGUCAUCGCAGCGGAGCACCGGUCUGCGACCGGGCAUUGCAGCUGACCCUGGUCAGCGUGUUGUGCAGUUUGCCCCACAGCAAUCUUUGCCCGCCCACGAUCGCGACACUAGUCUCGACUCGUAUGAUAUUCCGACUCGUGCCGACCUCCAAACUGAGAAGAGGCAAGGCAAGAAGCUUCGCAAAGCGCGUCCUCAGGACGGGUACGUGAGUGAUGGCGGAGACGGCUACACGAGUGAAGGUGGCGAUUCGAAACCCAAGGCGAAGAAGAACAAGAAGGAGAAGAAGGAGAAAGGCGAGGAUAGCGAUGGCGGUUAUCUUUCGGACAUCCUAGGGCGACGAAGACGAAACAAGGACAAGGACAAGGACAAGACCAAGAAGACAAAGUCCGAUGCGUUGAACUUAGGCACGGAUGCCGAGGGAGACGCAGAAGAAACAGAUGGAGGGCAUAUGUCUGGCGCGUCAUCCUUCGCACGCUCGAAACAAACCUCGGCGUCGAAGGUCAAAUCGAAGACUAAGUCGAAGCUCAAUCCAGGCGAUUCUAACUCGUUCCCCUCUCCUCAAAGCGGAGCAGAAGACUCUGACGGCGGCUACCUUUCGUCGUCCUCCGUAUCCAAAAAACGCAGAUUUUUCCGUCUGAAGCGAAGUGACACGGACGAUACUUCGCGAUCGUCGAAGGAGAGUAUUCCUCCGGUUCCUGCUCUUCCAAAGUUGGCGCUGUCGUCCCCUAGCGGAGAGCCAAUACAGCCCCGCUCAUUCACUCCCCUCCCUAUCGCGGAUCGGUUUGCCUCAAGGAGUAAUACUCCUCUUCCACGUAGCGAAACCCCGAGUUCUAGUCUCAGCUGGGAUAUUUCUGGGAGCUAUGCUGGAAGUUCGCGUGCGACUACACCCAUCUCGCCUGCCACACGCGCUUCCGAGUUCUCAGAAAACGACAGGCUACAGGACCGCGAUAGGCUUGCACUACCGCUGCCGUCGCCGAACCCGUCCAUGACUUCGCUCGAGUCCCUGCGCCUGACGCAUGCGUUUAAGGAUGCAGAAAGCGUCCGCACACCAAGCAUUGACGUCUUACGUGCCUUCGGCAGGCAAGCCGGCUUGAACAUGCGGGACGAGGAUGUCAAGACGUAUCUCGCUAGCAGAGGCGUGGACAGGAUGAAGGACGAGAACAGUUCGCUGGCGAGCACAAGCUACGGUUCCUUACGCGACGCAGCACAGGCUGGCGCUCUCAGGAACGGUGUUGGCGGCACGUACACGGCCCGUGAGAGGUCUGAUUCCGGCGCAACAGAGCAUGAAGCCACCAGACCAGAUACUUCGACUCUGGAUCUUCCAAGUCCUGGGCUCAAGAUCAAGAGGACGCUGUCCAAAAAGCGGACACCUACGCCAUUGAUAAGUGUUGGGUCAGCUGCGACGUCAAGCAAGCGAAUGGAUGUUCGUUCUUAUGAGGCACUGAAGGGCCACGCCGGCAAUGAGCAACGAGCAUUCAACAUCGGCGGUGACGAUGCUUCCAUCGCGAGCACUGUUCGGCACGAUGAAGACGGCUACGAAGCGGACUUGACUGUCGAUGUUACACCUGCCACUCCGAGCUCGGGACGGUCGAGGUUGACUGAGUCGUCAGGUGUGUAAUGUCGUCCUAACCACGAAAGGGUCGUCU
Messenger RNA from Phanerochaete carnosa HHB-10118-sp, 1733 nucleotides. RefSeq lists its product as uncharacterized. Lineage: Eukaryota; Fungi; Basidiomycota; Agaricomycetes; Polyporales; Phanerochaetaceae. The transcript has a single exon. The coding region runs from base 536 to 1705 and encodes 389 amino acids. The record is from RefSeq and is a predicted model, not a curated record.